AAGAUGUUCGCAAGGAUGUCGUUUUAUCCAACACUAUUUUAUAAUGUAUUAAUGGAAAAAAUAUCGUCAAGAAGCUGGUACGAUAGAAUUGACGAAACAGUCAUAUUAGGCGCUUUACCAUUUCGAGGAAUGACCAAACAGUUAAUAUCUGAAGAAAACAUCAAGGGUGUUAUUUCGAUGAAUGAGAAUUACGAAUUACGAUUACUUUCUAAUACUGAAAAGGAAUGGCAGAGAUAUAACGUGAAAUUUUUACAAUUAUCAACAACAGAUAUUUUUCAAUCACCUUCGCAAGAAAAGUUACUGUGUGGUGUAAACUUUAUUACUAAGUUUCGUGAUGUGUCAACUGAGUUAAAUAAAUCUGACAACAAUGUUCAUGCUGGAAGUGUAUAUGUCCAUUGUAAAGCAGGAAGAACACGAAGUGCAACAUUAGUAGGCUGUUACUUGAUGAUGAAAAAUCAAUGGACUCCUGAGGAAGCAGUAGAUUACAUGAAGAAGAAAAGGUCUCACAUACUACUGCAUACACCACAAUGGAAUGCCCUUAGACUAUUUUAUAAAAAUAACAUAGAGAAUAAAAAGUAG
This is a messenger RNA of Dufourea novaeangliae, 579 nucleotides long. RefSeq names its product phosphatidylglycerophosphatase and protein-tyrosine phosphatase 1 (gene PTPMT1). The record is from RefSeq and is a predicted model, not a curated record. Gene Ontology annotation, molecular function: phosphatidylinositol-4,5-bisphosphate 5-phosphatase activity; phosphatidylglycerophosphatase activity; protein tyrosine/serine/threonine phosphatase activity. Lineage: Eukaryota; Metazoa; Arthropoda; Insecta; Hymenoptera; Halictidae. Gene Ontology annotation, biological process: protein dephosphorylation. The transcript is spliced from 4 exons. Bases 4 to 579 code for a protein of 191 amino acids.